UCCCCAGCUUCAGUUUGCAGGUGUCUCAGGCAAGGAGCUCCUCUGUCCCCAGACUGAGCCCUCGAGGGACUCCCUAGUCAGAGCCAUGCAGAGUCUCAGGGCCCUGCUGCUGCUGACCGCCUGCCUGGCGGUCACUGCCAACCCUGUGCCCACACUGCUGGACGACAUCCAAGUGCAAGAGAACUUCAGCUUGUCCAGGUUCUACGGGAAGUGGUUCCAAGUGGCCAUGGGCUCCACAUGUCCGUGGGUGGUGAGGUUCAAGGACAAGCUGACCAUGAGCACGCUGCUGCUGAGAGAGGGAGCGACAGAGAGGCAGAUCAGCACGACCAGCACCCGUUGGCGGAACGGGGUCUGCGAGGAGCUGUCUGGGUUUUUUGAGAAAACAGACACGGAUGGAAAGUUCCGCUUCCACAAGUCCAAAUGGAACUUCACCCUAGAGCACUAUGUGGUCCAUACCAACUAUGAUGAGUACGCCAUUACUCUGACCAAGAAACUCAGCCACCACCGUGGACCCACUAUUACCGCCAAGCUCUAUGGGCGGGAGCCGCAGCUUCGGGAAAGCCUGCUGGAGGAGUUCAGGGAGUUUGCCCUGGGCUUGGGCAUCCCCAACGACUCCAUCUUCACAAUGGCUGACAGAGGAGAGUGUGUCCCCGGGGAGCAGGAACCAGAGCCCACUUCACCCCCAAGAGCCCGGCGGGCUGUGCUGCCCCUGGAAGAGGAAGGAUCAGGGGCUGCGCAAUCAGUACCUAAUUUCAACAAGAAAGAAGAUUCCUGCCAACUGGGCUACGCAGAAGGUCCUUGCCUGGGGAUGAUCAAGAGGUAUUUCUACAAUGGCUCGUCCAUGGCCUGUGAGACUUUCCAAUUCGGCGGCUGUCUGGGCAACGGCAACAACUUCGCCACUGAGAAGGAGUGUCUGCAGACCUGCCGGACUGUGGCGGCCUGCAACCUCCCCAUAGUCCGUGGCCCCUGCAGAAGCUUCUUCCAGCUCUGGGCAUUUGAUGCCGUCCAGGGAAAGUGCAUCCCCUUUACCUAUGGGGGCUGCCAAGGCAACGGCAACAAGUUCUACUCAGAGAAGGAGUGCAAGGAGUACUGCGGCGUCCCUGGCGACGGAGAUGAGGAGCUGCUGCGCUUCUCCAACUGACCGGUCAGUCGAAGGCCACAGGUCCACGGCCAGAGGAUGGCAGGGAAGCUGCGGACCAGUGUCUGUUCCAGGGCCCCACAUUGGGCAGGCCGGGCCAAGAGACCUGGGUUCAAAUAAAAACCAAAUCACAGACUCCUGCAAUUAA
This is a messenger RNA of Phyllostomus hastatus (greater spear-nosed bat), 1286 nucleotides long. RefSeq names its product alpha-1-microglobulin/bikunin precursor (gene AMBP). NCBI's taxonomy places the organism in Eukaryota, Metazoa, Chordata, Mammalia, Chiroptera, Phyllostomidae. Gene Ontology annotation, molecular function: serine-type endopeptidase inhibitor activity. The record is from RefSeq and is a predicted model, not a curated record. Gene Ontology annotation, cellular component: plasma membrane; cell surface. The transcript is spliced from 10 exons. Bases 86 to 1141 code for a protein of 351 amino acids.